This is a messenger RNA of Prorocentrum cordatum, 1734 nucleotides long. Lineage: Eukaryota; Dinophyceae; Prorocentrales; Prorocentraceae. The record is from the annotation of a GenBank genome assembly.
GGCCCCAUCAUGUUUGCCCGAGUCCUCCGACUUUGAGUCUUACGUCUCCCCGACAGCUACUGUUUUGCUGCCGCUCUUUCCCGUCCUGCGCCUCGUACUGGACUCUUCCACCUCCCGUCGCUCUCUCCCAUUUCUUAUUGUCCUCUUCUUUGAAACACGUGGGCCGCCCAUUGCCUCGUGGUUCCUCCUGACCCGCUUCCUCGCGGCACCCUUGCAGCUCGGUUCGGGCUCGCUCAUCACAUUAUGGAUGAGCAAUCGUUUCUUUUGGGCUGGCGUGCACGGUACAACUGAAUCUUUGAUUGUGUACCUUGUGUGGUUGACCGUCCUGCAUGGACUUACCUGGCAGGCCGCCGUGGCGGAUUGUGGGGCAAGAGUGGUGAGCGGGACGUACACCUGGUGACAAUUGGGAACGACAAGCUGGAGGUGGACGUCUGCGAACUGGGUGCGGCGCUUGUGGCUGUGAGAGUGAAGAAGAGUGGCGCUUGGGUCGACGUCGCCUUGGGCUACGAGUCCUUGGAGAGAUACACUGGGGGGGGCAAGCCCAAUUUUGGAACGGCGGUCGGUCGUUGUGCGAAUCGUAUCGCCGGUGCGGCUUUCGAGCUGGACGGACAGACGUACGAACUGGAAAAGAAUAACGGGCCGAACCAUUUGCACGGAGGCACGGAGGGUUUCUACAGUCAGGUGUUCUCGGGGUCCGUGACCAGCGAAACCACGGUUCGUCUCACCGCUUCGGAGCCAGACGGAGCCAUGGGCUACCCAGGACAGGUAGACCUGACGGUGGUGUACGAGGUCGUCGGGAACGAGCUGCACUUCCGCUACUCCGGGAGCACGAGCAGGCCCACGCUCCUGAGCAUGACCAACCACACGUACUGGAACCUGAAGGGCCACGCGGCCGGGAACGUGCUCGACCACUCCCUCAUGGUCGCCGGCUCGCGGACCACCGAGGUGGACGGCUCGUUGGCCAUCACGGGCCGCUGCCCAGGAGUGGAGGGCACGCCGCUGGACCUGCGGGCCGCGGUGCCGACGCUCCUGCAGGACGCGGUGGAUGCGGCCGGGCCGAUCGACGUCAACUACUGCCUGGUCGACGACGCGGCGGGCUGGAGGCCGGGCGGCCCGGAGGUUCUGGCCGCGCGGCUCGUGGGACCGCACGGCAUCACCAUGGAGGUGUGGACGGACCAGCCCGGCCUGCAGGUCUUCACGGGGCACAACAUCGACCCGGAGAACGGCGCCUGGUGGCACGGCAAGGGGGCGACGUGGCAGAAGUUCGGCGCGGUCUGCCUGGAGCCGCAGCUUUGGCCCGACGGCAUCCACCAUCCGUCGUUCCCGAGCCCCGUGCUGCGAGCUGGCGAGACGUACACGCACCACUCGCACCACGCCUUCAUCGUCGAGGGCGAGUGAUUUCGCACCCGCCCCCCAGGCUUCGUCUCUCGAGGCCAGAGAGACCCAGAGGACGAGGUUGCGCUUGGUGCGCAGAAACUUGGAAGUCGUCGUGUUUACCAAUUGGCUCCUUUUCCGAAGGUCUUCAUCUGUGCGUGCAAAGAAGCCGGUGGGUGCAAGCACUGCCAAGCAACGCUGAUCAAUGCUAUGCAAUGUCGUGCAACGCUUUGCAUUGGAUUGCUCUGAAUCAUUUUGAAUUGCGCUGGAAGGGUGAAGGCCCCUAGUUUGGGUGGCGCCAGGUUCAUCCUAUCUAUAAGAACUGUUGUCGAGGCCUUCCUCAUUGUCGUUGUUGUUGCC